AGCCGCUAUCUAUUUUCCAAAAUGUCUGCGCUGUGUGACGUGUAGUUUACAUUGAACAGUGCAAAUUUAAAAAAACAUGGAAUAUUUCAAAAGUGGGCUAAAAUCUGUUCUCGGUGCACCUCCGCCCGGGAACCAGCCGUCCGGUGCUGACACCGUAGAACGUUUAGUUGAUCGCUUGCAAUCGUCAAGUUUGCUGGACGACCGAAGAGAUGCGUGCCGUGCAUUGAAAGCACUUUCAAGAACAUAUCGUCUGGAGGUUGGUACACAGGCUAUGGAUGCACUUAGGCAAGUGCUUGAGAUGGAUAGAACAGAUUGUGAGAUUGUUGGUUUAGCAAUGGAUACUUUGUGCAAUAUUACAAGUCCUGAAACAUUUGAGGCUGAAGUUGAAAAUUAUGGGCCCAAGAACAAAAUCGGAGAACAAUUUACAGAAAUAUUUAUCAAACAAUCAGACAGCACUACUCAAGUUUUAGCAUUUUUAGAGGAAUUCGACUUUAGAGUUAGGUGGCCAGCCCUCAAGCUCCUGACACAUUUAUUAGGUAACCGACCAAAGGACAUUCAAGAAAUAAUUCUUGUCAGUCCAUUGGGAGUUUCAAAGUUAAUGGAUCUCCUCAGUGACAGUAGAGAGGUGAUACGCAAUGAUGCGCUAUUACUGCUCAUACAAUUGACUAAAGGUAAUGCAAAUAUCCAAAAGAUUGUUGCCUUCGAGAAUGCAUUCGAUCGUAUUUUCGAUGUGAUAUCCCAAGAAGGUUCAGCAGACGGUGGUAUUGUGGUCCAAGAUUGCUUGUUGCUAAUGUUAAAUCUACUACGAGGAAACAUCAGUAAUCAAAACUUUUUCAAGGAAGGAAGCUAUAUACAGAGACUGACACCUAUGUUUGAUUUGCCACCGGAAACUGAUGAGAAUCCAUUAAGUGGCUGGAGUCCUCAAAAAGUUUGCAAUAUGCAUUGCAUGGUACAAGUUAUUAGGGCAUUAGUUGCUCCCGGUGGUCCAGCACAGGCAACAGCCGCUUGUCAACGGACGAUGAGGGCAUGUGGUUUACUGCAGGCUUUGUGUGAUAUAUUAAUGGCCAGUGGAGUUCCUGCUGAUGUGUUGACAGAAACUAUCAGUGCAGUUGCUGAAGUUAUCAGAGGGAAUACAAGCAAUCAGGAAUUUUUAGCUAGCGUUAUGGCCCCUAGCAGUCCUCCUAGACCUGCUAUAGUUGUUCUGCUAAUGUCUAUGGUGAAUGAAAAGCAACCAUUUGUUCUUCGCUGUUCCGUGCUUUAUUGUUUCCAAUGUUUUCUAUAUAAAAAUGAAGUAGGACAGACGCAACUUAUCCAGACACUCUUACCACAGGGUAACGAAGCAGCAUCUCUCACAACAGGACAACUAUUGUGUGGUGGCCUAUUUUCGUUGGAUCCCUUAUCAAAUUGGUUUUCGGCAGUGGCUCUGUCUCAUGCCCUAAUCGACAAUUCGAUCCAAAAAGAGCAACUGUUAAGGGUACUUCUUGCUACGAAUAUUGGCAAGCCGCCUGUUACAUUAAUGCAACAAUGUGUCAUGCUUCUUCAACAAGGAAAUAAGACACAAUGUAAACUGGGGCUUUUAAUGCUACUUUGCAGAUGGGUGUCGCAUUGCCCACCUGCUGUAAAAGCAUUCUUAACUAUAGAAUCUUCAGUCGCUUAUUUGACCGCACUGCUGUCUUCUCAAGAAGAUACUGACGAUUUGCAAGAGACACUGCUUCAAAGUAUGUGCGCUUUAUUACUAGGCUUAUGCGUACACUUUAAUGAUGACAGUGUGCCUAAUUAUACAAAGGAAAAGUUAUGCCAUUUGAUAGAAAAUCGACUUGGAUUGGAAAGAUUUCAGGAUGCUAUCGGAGGAAUCACCCGACAUGAAAUUUACUCCAGAACUCUUAAACAUCCUCAGCCUUCAACAAAAGAUCCGUCUGAUUUGCUUCUGGACCACGAGUUUUGUAGAUUGCUGAAAAUUUUGGAAGGUGUAGUAGUGAAAUCAGUACAGGAUGGAAGUAAUCCACAGGAGGGCAAGGACCCUACGUCGACAUUGUCGCCAUCUGAUUCUGCUCUGGUGUCACAAUAUAAAGAGCUUAUCAGGGAGCAGGAUGCGCAAAUUCACAGACUUAACCAGACGAACGAAACUUUGGCUAAAGAAAAAAGGGAUUUGGAGACCCAAGUAUACGAGCUACAGACUUCCAUCAGUCACUUGAGAGACCAGAAUUUAGUUCUACGUGCAGCUCAAACAAACUUAACAGAAGCCAAGGAGCUUGUGCCAUCUGUAGAUACUAUUGAUCUUACAAAUGUAGAAUUGGAGAAAUAUAAAAAUACGGUUCGAGAUUUGGAAAACAGGCUAGCCGAAUGCACGUUGAAUUUGCAAAAACAAGAACGAACAGAAUGUAAUUCAAACAACAGUAAAUAUGAAAAAUUGUUGAAGGAAAAAACAUUGGAACUUGAAAAAAUGAAAAAAGAUCAGGAAAAUUUGUUAGAACUUUUAACAGAACAAGAUAGCAAACUGAUGCAAUAUAAAGAGAAACUGGUUGCGCUAGGUGAAAAAGUAAAUCGAAUCAGACGAAAGUUCAGGAGAACUCGAUACCGACGAACAGCCAGAAUCCAGCAAUUAAAAUAUUACCGAAGAAUGUUUAACUCAAUCACGGGAAUAAAUUUUAGAUCCAAAAUGAAAGAAUUAUUCAUUAUUCAUGGCAUCAUCUCUUCUCCAUUUAAAACUAUAUUUAAUCAGAAUUACCUUGAUCAAAGUAUUUUUUAUUAAUUAUAUUUGUUAAUUGGUCACGUUAUUCUAUUCUUAUCUUUACAAAUUAAAUAUUUAUUGUGUACUUGUAGUCUCGUAUAAACAAUUACACAUCAAAUUCAUUGAAUUAUUCUGGUUCGUUCAGUUGUUAGAAAUUUGGUAGCUAUUGCACGGGAUUUAUGAAGCAAAUGUUUGGAACUUAUUAUUGGAAAGAGAACUUCUUUAUGUUGUUUAUUCAUUUUGAUAAAUCUCAUAUUGAACAAGGCCGCUAUACACAUAUUCAUUUACUAAGGUUUCCAUGUUCUAGACACACCCUCAUGAGGAAAUAGCCUAAUGGAAGAAGCAUUCCUUUUUUCAAAACUUUUCAUGCUUGCUAAAUUUGGUUUUACAUGAUUUGGAAACAAAGUCUCACAUAGUCUUCAUUCCGAACACGUCAAACAAGUUUUUACGGUGAAAGCAAUCUUGGAUACAUGCAGUAGAGUUCCAUUUCUAUUUGGGUGUA
This is a messenger RNA of Neodiprion fabricii, 3233 nucleotides long. It is a transcript of the gene p115, whose product is annotated as general vesicular transport factor p115. Gene Ontology annotation, biological process: vesicle fusion with Golgi apparatus; intracellular protein transport; endoplasmic reticulum to Golgi vesicle-mediated transport. Gene Ontology annotation, cellular component: endoplasmic reticulum; cytoplasm; Golgi stack. Bases 77 to 2752 code for a protein of 891 amino acids. NCBI's taxonomy places the organism in Eukaryota, Metazoa, Arthropoda, Insecta, Hymenoptera, Diprionidae. The record is from RefSeq and is a predicted model, not a curated record. The transcript has 12 exons.